UUAUUCCGAUUAGUGAGUUUAAGUUCUACAAAAGAUGCCGUUUCUAAAAUUCCGUAAUUUAAUCGCCCUGACGCUUUGCUUUGCAUUGGGACAGUCAAACGUGAGAGUGGGACAGCCCUGUCCACAGUAUCCAAAUUAUCCGGAAAGCACAUGCAUGGGCAUGCACUAUUGCAAAACACUCGAGGAAUUUUACCGUAAAGAAAACCGAACUAUAUAUGAUGUUAUAUCCUGUGGCAUUGAUGUAUAUAUGGAACUUGUGUGUUGUCCGAACGGGCAUAAUGAAACUGCUACAGCUACCACAGUUUCACCAACAUUUUCAACAUCUUCACUAGCUUCACUAUCCGUAUCUGAACCACAGUCCACAACUCCAACACCCAUGCAGACGCCUGUUCGAUCUUAUCUUGACAACUUUGGCCAUCUGGCAUCGCUCAAGUAUUACAAGGAUGAACAUAUGGAUGAUAAGAUAUAUUCCUGUACGGCCUUGAUCAUAGAUGAUAAUUUCGUAUUGACCACCUAUGCUUGCCAUACUUUGUAUAACCAACCGCCACUAAGUGUGCGUUUGGGACAACAAACGAAUCACCAGCAAAUUUCCGAGAUCAAACAACCUUUGGAAGUUCAUGAAUUUGACUUAGUUGCAGUUGAAACGUUUCGUAAAUUAAAUAACACGAUAGCACCGGAUGCCAAAAUUGCCGAAAUCUGCACUCAAGUCGAUAUGACGAAUUAUACAAAACUAUUUGCAGUGGGCUUUGCUCAAAAUCAGCACGAAAACUGUGAUUUAUUCCAGCAGGAAAUGGAAAUGCUUUCGUAUGGGGCAUGCGUAAAUGUUAGAAAUAAAGAGGGAUUCGAUGUCAAUGUCACUAAUGAGUCACAUUGGUGCCUCAAGCCAAUAAACGGCAGAUCAAAAUCCAAUUGCAUUAAGUGUUUAAGAGGCAGUGCCAGUGUCCUUCAUGUAGAACGUUCGGAUGGUGGCAUCUGUGUGGCUGGCAUUGCCACACCCACAGGCGAUGAAUGUUCACCGUUACGGUCACCACUCUAUUACACAAGCUUUUUGCACCAAACUAAUAGAAAUUUUCUAACUGAAUAUGCUCCACGUUUAGGCGUAAUUGAGAAACCAUUAACUGCUCCAUCUUCGACAACUCCUUCACCCGCAACCAUUCUCCCCCCAAGUGAUAUACCAUCGCCUGGUUCUUCCCCCUCAACCCAUUCACCACCAACCACAGGCCUAGAACAAGCUCUUUCACCCAUUGAGACAUUCUUUACUGAUAGCUUUAGCCAUAUAGGAACGCUGUAUUACAAGGAUGAAGAAAAGCAAGAAUUCAUAUAUUCCUGUACGGCAUUGAUUAUAGAUAAGAACUACGUCCUUGCCACCUAUGCAUGCCUUAAAGCUGCAGGUCAUCAGCCACUUCGAGUGCGUUUGGGUUUACAAAAAAAUCAUCAGCAGAGUUCCGAGGUCUUGGGUGAUCCUCAAGUAUAUAACAAGGAUCUAGUUAUUUUAAAAAUGUCAGACGAAUUGAAUCAGACACAAGCACAGAAUGCUAAAGUCGCCGAAAUCUGUACUCAAUGUGAUAUGACAAAUUAUUCAAAACUAUUUGCAGUUGCCUUUGCCCAGAGGAAUCACGCAAACUGUGGUCUAUUCAAGCAGGAAAUGACAAUGCUUUCGUUUGGGGAAUGCCGAAAUCUGGUCAAACAAUCAUCGAUCAAUUCGAAAUCGCAUUGGUGUCUCAAGUCGGAGGCAACGCGACGAAAUUCAAGCGAUUGCAAUAAUUGUUUGUUGAGUCGAGCAAGUGUCCUUCAUAUUGAGCGAAAGAAUGGUGAGAUGUGUGUGGUUGGCAUUGCCACGCCCAUUAGCAAUGAUUGCCUGGAAACAGGAUUGGGGCAAAAACUUUAUUACACAAGCCUUUUGGAGCAAAGUAAUCGAGAAUUUUUCAAUAAUGUAAUCUAUGGAAAUGAAAAUAUACAUUGAAUACGUUUUCUACUUUAUGUUUAAAAUUAAAUAAAUAAAUUCAUAUAAACUUGAA
Molecule: messenger RNA, 2018 nt
Organism: Drosophila willistoni
Lineage: Eukaryota; Metazoa; Arthropoda; Insecta; Diptera; Drosophilidae
Exons: 6
Coding region: 35-1963 (642 amino acids)
Source: RefSeq, a predicted model, not a curated record